Stomoxys calcitrans (stable fly) is the source of this 5663-nucleotide messenger RNA. It is a transcript of the gene Nrx-IV, whose product is annotated as neurexin-4. Lineage: Eukaryota; Metazoa; Arthropoda; Insecta; Diptera; Muscidae. The record is from RefSeq and is a predicted model, not a curated record. Bases 454 to 4281 code for a protein of 1275 amino acids. The transcript is spliced from 13 exons.
AUUUUACGUUUCCUAGUAAGCAGGAGGAGGUUUCGGAAAAAUUUCGUUUUCUCGCGUUUCCCCGUGGCCGCCUACCACCCCGUUAAUUAAUUAAUUUCAUUUUCUAUAGCAAAAGAAAAAGGGAAUAUAGAAAUCAUAUUGAUUGAUUGAACAUUGCAAAUAAAAGGAUCUUCCACCAACUAUUAACAUUUCGACAUAGGUCUCUACGCGGUGAUUGUGUGUGUACGCAUCAUUUUGCUUGGAAGAAAAAAUAUAAAAAAAAUUGUGUGAAAUGUGUUAUUUAUAGCGCUUCAAAGCAACAAUAAGAACGUUUUUAAACAAAUGUAUAUUUAAAAAAUAAUAAUAAUCGUGUUUAUGUGAACCACUGAAAGUGAGUGUAGCGAUUUGAUACAUAAUCUAUUAGAAAAAAGGUGGAAAAUAGUGUGUGCGUGUGGAUACGGGGCACUAUCAAAUAUGCGGAACUUUUUCCUAGCACUGCUGCUUUCCUUUGACCUCUAUUUAUUUUCUUCUUUGAAAAGUGUUGUUGCUGAUUCAUACAGCGACUACUUUUCCGAUUAUGAGUGCAAUACACCGCUAAUGGAAAAGGCCAUUUUAUCGGCCACUUCAGCAUUGAAUGACCGAGGACCGGAGAAGGCUCGACUAAAUGGUAAUUCGGCAUGGACUCCAGUUGAAAAUACCUACAAUCACUUCCUAACCAUUGAUUUGGGCUAUAAAAGCACUGUUCGUAAAAUCGCUUCUAUGGGACGGCCAUUUACUAAUGAAUUCGUUACCGAAUAUAUUGUCCAAUAUUCUGAUGAUGGGGAAUAUUGGCGCUCGUACGUCAAUCCAUCUAGUGAACCACAGAUGUUCAAAGGCAACUCGGAUGGCAAUUCAAUUCAUUACAACGUUUUUGAAGUCCCCAUUAUUGCCCAAUGGAUACGGAUAAAUCCCACACGCUGGCAUGAUCGAAUCUCGAUGCGUGUUGAACUUUAUGGUUGUGACUAUGUGGCAGAGAAUCUGUACUUUAACGGCACUGGGAUGGUUCGUUAUAACUUAUUGCAGGAACCUAUAGCUUCGACUCGAGAAUCAAUUCGUUUCCGUUUCAAGACGGCUAAUGCCAAUGGCAUUAUGAUGUAUUCCCGCGGCACACAAGGCGAUUAUUUCGCCCUGCAACUAAUGGAGAAUAAGAUGAUGUUGAAUCUUGAUUUGGGCGGAGGCAUUAUGACGUCUUUAUCUGUGGGCAGUCUACUGGAUGAUAAUGUUUGGCACGAUGUAGUCAUUUCCCGCAAUCGUCGUGACAUUAUAUUUUCGGUGGAUCGUGUUAUCGUCCGUGGUCGUAUUAAGGGUGAAUUUAGUCGUCUGAAUUUGAAUCGUGAAUUGUAUUUGGGCGGCGUACCUAACAUACAGGAGGGCAUAUAUGUUACACAAAAUUACAGUGGUUGCAUGGAGAAUAUUUUUUUCAAUUCCACCAACUUCAUACGAGAGAUGAAAGACAGCUACGAGAGAGGAGAAUCAUAUCGAUUCAAUAAAUUCAACACAGUCUACGCUUGUCCAUCACCACCCAUUUAUCCGGUGACAUUUACAACGCGCGGAUCAUUUGUUCGUCUAAAGGGCUAUGAGGGGCAAAAAUCCUUGAAUGUUUCCUUUUAUUUCCGUACCUACGAGAACGAUGGUAUGAUGCUGCACCAUGAUUUUGCCAAUGGUGGUUACGUUCGAGUCUUUCUGGAAAAGGGAAAGGUUAAAGUUGACUUGAAACUAUCCGACAAACCCCGCAUUAUUUUGGAUAACUAUGAUGAGAGGUUUAACGAUGGCAAAUGGCAUGCCUUCAUCUUGGCCAUACAACGCAAUCGCCUUGUACUGGACAUUGAUCAACGUCCCAUGGCCACCACAAAGAAUAUUCAAAUUUCAACUGGUCGUAUUUACUAUAUUGCGGGUGGCAUGGAAAAGAAUAAUGGUUUUGUGGGCUGUAUGCGUUUGAUUUUGGUAGAUGGCAAUUAUAAGCUUCCUAAGGAUUGGGUUCAGGGCGAGGAGGUUUGUUGUGGUGAUGAAGUAGUGGUGGAUGCUUGCCAAAUGAUUGAUCGCUGCAAUCCAAAUCCUUGUCAGCACAAUGGUAAUUGUCACCAGGAUUCAACUGAUUUCUUUUGUGAUUGUGACCAAACCGGUUAUGCUGGAGCUGUUUGCCACACCUCUAAUAAUCCAUUAUCGUGUCAAGCCCUCAAGAAUGUACAGCAUGUACAAUCUCGCGUUACUACAAAAAUUGAUGUUGAUGGCAGCGGACCCUUAAAGCCAUUCCCAGUAACCUGUGAAUUUUACACUGAUGGCCGUGUUAUAACUACAUUAAGUCACAGCCAGGAACAUACGACGACAGUGGAUGGUUUCCAAGAGCCAGGAUCUUUUGAACAAAAUAUUCUCUAUGAUGCUGAUAUGCAGCAAAUUGAAGCUUUGUUGAACCGUUCACAUAGCUGUUGGCAACGACUAAGUUAUUCUUGCAGAUCGUCACGCCUUUUCAAUUCUCCUUCUGAAAUAACUAAUUUCAGACCCUUCUCUUGGUGGGUGUCUCGACACAAUCAACCAAUGGACUAUUGGGCGGGAGCUCUGCCAGGUUCUCGUAAAUGUGAAUGCGGUAUAUUGGGCAAAUGCCAGGACCCUACGAAAUGGUGUAAUUGUGAUUCAAACAGCCUGGAGUGGGCCGAAGAUGGUGGUGACAUCCGCGAAAAGGAAUACUUACCGGUAAAGGCUGUCAAGUUUGGAGACACUGGCACCCCAUUAGAUGAAAAGCAAGGUCGCUACACAUUGGGGCCUUUACGUUGUGAAGGAGAUGACUUGUUUAGUAAUGUGGUAACAUUCCGUAUUGCUGAUGCGACAAUCAAUUUGCCACCAUUUGAUAUGGGGCAUUCGGGUGACAUCUAUUUGGAAUUUAAGACAACUGUUGAAAAUGCCGUCAUUUUCCAUGCCACUGGGCCAACAGAUUACAUUAAAUUGACCAUAAUUGGUGGCAACAAAUUGCAAUUCCAAUAUCAAGCCGGUAGUGGACCAUUAGGUGUUAAUAUCGGUACCAGCUAUCAUUUGAAUGACAAUGAGUGGCACACGGUUAGUGUGGAACGUAAUAGGAAAGAAGCCCGCCUAGUUGUAGAUGGUUCAAUAAAGGCCGAAGUGCGUGAACCACCUGGUCCAGUCCGUGCUUUACAUUUGACAUCGGAUUUGGUGAUUGGAGCCACAACCGAGUACCGUGAUGGAUAUGUGGGCUGUAUACGAGCUUUAUUGUUAAAUGGAAAAAUGGUUGAUCUGAAACAACAUGCCGAACGUGGCAUGUACGGUAUUUCAUCGGGAUGUGUAGGUCGCUGUGAGUCUAGUCCAUGCUUAAACAAUGGUACUUGUAUCGAACGGUAUGAUGGCUAUGGCUGCGACUGUCGCUGGAGCGCCUUUAAGGGGCCCAUAUGUGCUGACGAAAUUGGUGUUAAUUUGCGCAGUAACUCUAUUAUACGCUACGAAUUUGUUGAAUCAUUCCGUUCGACAAUAGCUGAAAACAUUCGUGUUGGUUUUACCACUACUAUACCAAAAGGUUUCCUAUUGGGAUUCUCGUCGAACAUUACUGGAGAAUAUUUAACCAUACAAAUUUCCAAUUCAGGUCAUUUGCGUUGCGUUUUCGAUUUUGGUUUCGAGCGUCAAGAAAUCAUCUUUCCCAAAAAACAUUUUGGUCUUGGACAGUAUCACGAUGUAAGAUUUUCACGAAAGAAUAGUGGAUCCACAGUUGUUUUAAAGGUGGACAAUUAUGAACCUGUGGAAUACAAUUUCGAUAUUAAAGCGUCCGCUGACGCCCAGUUUAACAAUAUACAAUACAUGUAUAUUGGCAAAAAUCUUUCAAUGACCGAUGGCUUUGUUGGGUGCGUGUCCCGAGUGCAAUUCGAUGAUAUUUAUCCUCUGAAACUGUUGUUCCAACAAAAUCCACCAUCUAACGUUAAAUCAUUGGGAUCUCAACUUACCGAAGAUUUUUGUGGCGUUGAACCGGUUACCCACCCACCUACUGAAGUAGAAACUAGGCCACCACCUCUGGUCGAUGAAGAGAAACUACGUAAGGCUUAUAACGAAGUGGACACAGCACUUUUGGCAAUUCUUCUUAUCAUACUAUUCCUACUGCUGAUUUUAAUGAUCUUCCUUAUCGGCCGUUACUUGCACAGACAUAAAGGCGACUACUUAACUCAUGAGGAUCAAGGUGCGGAUGGCGCCGAUGACCCGGACGAUGCUGUGGUCCAUUCUACAACUGGCCAUCAAGUGACCAAACGAAAAGAGUGGUUCAUAUAGUUCGAAAUGCCACAUGUGGAUGAGUGGUCAACGUAGUAGUAGUAGUAGUAGAAGAAGCACUCUACUCAGAUUUGACAAACAACGCAAACACCAAUUUUUCGCAUUCAAAAAGAAAUUUAAAACUGAAAAACAUUGAACACUUUUCAAAUUACUGUUAUUGAGCAAAGACUUUAUAAUGGGAUAGAUAGACAGACGCGACGCGACGCGACAAAGAAAACGAUCAUGCCCUCCCACUCCCCCCUAUCUCUCUCUCUCUCUCUCUCUCUCUCUCUCUCUGUCUUUCUCACCAUAACUAAACAACAAAGCUGGCCUUAUAACAACGUUGAAAUGAAAAACAAAUUAAGUCUUCGACACUGCCAAUUAUUUUGCAGAAAACUAUAAACUACGUAUGCAGCUUACAUGAUUAUUUUUUUUUUCAUUCAUUCAUUUAGUUUUGGAUUUGAAAGCAUAAUUAAUUUUGUCACAAAAAACAAAAACGAAUUCUCUCUAAAACUUAACUUUACUUUUUUCGAAAAACAAAAUAGAUUUUUAAGUUCUUUAAUACCGUCCAUUAUUUGUAUUUUAGUUUUUAUGCAUUAUUUUUAAGUUCUCUUAGUUUGUUUUUUUUUUGUCUUUUCUUUUUUGUAUUUUAUGAUCAUCCAAACAGAAGAUGUGCUCAGUGCUAAUGCGGAAUUUAUGAUACGCACCCGUACUUGCAGGUUCAUUCAUCGAAUGAAAAGAAACUUAACAUCGUUUCCAUGUUUUGUAAAUAAGAAGAGAACAAAAUCGCCAUUGCACAGCUUUAGACAUUAUGAUGUAGAAUUGUUCACAAUAACAUCCUACUGUGGUUGUUUCAAACCAACCUGUAUACACACUCUCCAACAUCUCGCCUUAUUCGUAAUGUGAAUGACCGGCGUUUACGAUUCUCUUUUGUACGAAAACAACGUGUGAAACUACAUUCCAUUAAUUAAUCGUAUAUAUUGUAUUGUGUUAAAAGCAUAAUUUUAAAUAUUUUUUAUGUAGAAAUUAGUUUUGUUACAAUUAAAACGAAAAUAAAACAAAAAACAAUUGGAUAUUUGCAUUGAAAUUUUACAAAGUAAUAACAAUAAGUUAAUAAAAAAGAAAACAUUGAUUGAUUAAAUGCUGAAAUACCAUAAGCAAGUGUAACGCAAUUUGAUACUUCGCAUCCCGAUUCAUAAAAAAACAAAAACAAAAAAAAAAAUGAGAAUAGGUACAUUUUUAUUGUGUGCAUAUAAAUACUAUGGACAACAUUUUGUUGUUGUUGGCGACAGAAUAAAAAUAGGUAUUUUAAUAAUGGUAAACGAAGAAAAAAAUCAAAUUAUAUUAAUAUACAAUAGAAAUAAAGAGAACAAUAAAUUUCAAUAUGUACAUCAGCAAAUAAA